UCCAUGUGUUUGUGACUAAACCUAAUCUUCGAUCGUUAAACAGUAUACACAAACGCACUUGCGUCGAUACAAAGAUCAGUUGCUUAAAAGUUUUCGUAGUGAAUGUAUCGUAGUUUUCUGAUGAUCGCUAAUUAAUAUAUUCUCAAAUAUUGGAAGUUGAUUAAAUUAUUUAUCUAUUAUAGUUAAGUGAAUAGUGAAGAGUUUCUAUCAAACAUUUUUUAAGAAAUGGCUGUAAACACGGCAUAUACACUAGUGCUGUUUGUAGACGAUAAAAAAGACAAUGGAGAUUUAGAAAGUAUUGACAUGGUUCCAUCGUUUUGGCUGAAGUAUGAUGAAGAAGACGACUGUUUAAAAUGUCCGUGUUACGAUAAUGUAACCAUUAAAAAUAAAGAGAUUUUUAGUAAUGCUGUUCGAAAUCUUCAACCACCGCCAACGACAUGGUCUUUUCAUCGAGUAGAAAUCCGGGGAUAUUCAAAUACAUAUGCUAUUGGUCUCCAAAGGUUGGACAAACUUCAAGUCAAACGCUUUGCUUUCACGACUGAUGAUACUGAUAAUGAUGAAGAAAAACAAAAAAGUAUUGAAAAGCGCUAUCGUUUAAAAGGAUCAAAAACUUCUGGGAAAAAAGUAGAAAAAUUAUUGUCCGAGUGUCAAAAACAUUUUGUAGAAAAAACAAAUGAUUCCAAUGAAGUCCAAUCAAAAGAUGUUCAACCAAUGAAACCUAAGAAUAAAGACAAUUUUGCUGAAAUUAUAGACGGUAAAAUUAUUUGCAUCAUAAUUAUAAGUAUUAAUAAGAUGCAAACGGCUGUUCUGGAUCGCUUUAAUAAGUUAUCGCACCAAGUUGGAACCCUCCAGUCAGAAAUACUUAAGAUCAAAGCCGAAAUACAACAAUCCAAAAAUUCAAUGCCAGCACAACAUUCACUAGCUAAUCUAGAUGGAAUUUAUCAAAUCGAAGGAUAUGACAUAGCUUUUGAGAACUUGAGUGAUUUUGAAAAAUUUGAUAAAGAUCUAAAAAAUAAUGCUGAAUUACGGCAAAAAUGUAUAUCUAUCAUGUAUCCAUGUUUAAAUCUAUCAGCAAAACCAAUGGAAUCAAUUUUAAAAAUAGCAAAAAAAUUUCUCAAGAAGGAAGUUUUAGAAUUCUACACAGCCAUUAAAGAAAGAAAAGGAAAAAAAAUAUUUAAAACGACAUCCUUCUACUCUUGUCUAUAUGAUGUCAUUAUAAGUGAAUUUGCCAAAACUUCAUCUCAUAAAAUCAAUGAAAAUCAAUUUCAAAAAGAUAUUGGUAAAAUGAUUAACAACUCUAAAGACUGGGAUGGAGGCCGCAAAGAUCGUGAUUCUAAAGAAAAGCCACAACAAAAUGAAGACUCUACACGAAAUAAACGAACUAUAUCGAGCAGUUCAUCUUCUGAUAAAGAAUAAUUAUUAUUAGUAUUGAAAAUUUCCCUAUAUUGGAAUAUUUAUUAACGGCGAAUUAUUUUGAAUAAUUUUAUGUUAUGUUAUUUGCGAUAAGCGAUUUAUUUUUCCUUUAUAAAUAAGAAGCUGCACAAGUCUGCUGUUCAUUUCCAUUUUUUCACUUCUUUUAGACUUGUGUUAUGUUUUUGAUUAUUUGGAUUUUAAAAUUCCAA
Agrilus planipennis (emerald ash borer) is the source of this 1622-nucleotide messenger RNA. RefSeq lists its product as uncharacterized. The transcript has 6 exons. NCBI's taxonomy places the organism in Eukaryota, Metazoa, Arthropoda, Insecta, Coleoptera, Buprestidae. The coding region runs from base 226 to 1416 and encodes 396 amino acids. The record is from RefSeq and is a predicted model, not a curated record.